AUGACGACAAUAAAAGCGAUCGAUAAAUCCUCAGUACAUCGCAUCUGUUCAGGUCAAGUUAUUGUAGAUCUGAGUACAACUAUUAAGGAGCUUGUCGAGAAUAGUUUGGACGCGCAGGCUACGUCCAUAGCAGAAGUGAGGCUCAAGAAUCACGGGCUCGAGCUCAUAGAAGUUAUCGAUAAUGGAAUUGGCAUACCAGAACAAAAUUAUGAAUUUCUUGCUUUGAAACACCAUACUUCAAAGUUGUCUUGUUUCGAAGAUUUGACAGUUAUCGAGUCAUUCGGUUUUCGUGGAGAAGCUCUCAGCUCACUGAGCGCUUUAUCAAAACUUACGGUUAUCACCUCGACUGAAGAACAGGCGCCAUCCGGCAGAAAACUUGAAUAUGACGCGAAUGGUCGGCUUGCAAAGACAAUUCCUACUGCACGCGAGCGCGGAACAACUGUCAGUGUACAAAGAUUAUUUGAGUCAUUGCCUGUCAGACAGAAAGAGUUUAAGAGAAAUGUCAAACGCGAGUUUGCAAAAGCUUUGACAUUGUUGCAAGCUUAUGGAAUUAUAUCAGAAGGCGUGAAAAUUACAUGCACUAAUCAGACAGGCAGAAGCGAGAGAACCACGAUUCUUGCAACUAGCGGCAAUAAAUCUAUACGUGAAAAUUUUGUAAAUAUAUUUGGUGCCAAACAAUUACCCCAAGUGAUGGCUAUAGACUUUCAGCUGAACAUUGAAUCAGAGAGAUCGAUGAUGGUUGAUGCCACAGAAUCCGAUGACAAUUCACGGAUAGAGACUGUUAUUCAAGUGGUUGGCUAUAUCUCCAAGCCGAUCCAUGGAUGUGGCCGAAAUACUACUGAUAGACAGUACUAUUACAUAAACGGACGUCCUUGUACAUUACCAAAGGCAUUCUUUAACGAAGUAUACAAGACUUAUAACUCCAAUCAGUUGCCCUUUGUAAUCGCGGAUGUUCGUCUAGAUAAAUCAAGAUAUGAUGUCAACGUGAGUCCAGACAAACGUACAAUAUAUAUUCAUGAUGAAAAGAAAGUUGUUGACGCCAUGAAGAAUCAACUGAUCCAGGUAUUUGAGCCGUUUCGAUCGACCUUCUCCGUUAACAGUAAUUCAAGUCUUGUCUUUGACUCUGAAAAUUCCAAAUGCCAAAACCGUCAACCGUAUGAGGAUACGGUAGGAUCACUUGCCAAUAAGAGCGUCGAUAGACAAUUAUCCAGAUUGCCGAAAGACGACGCAGAAGUAGAUUCUACUACAUCAGGGAUAUCCGAGAUUGAUCCUAAGGAAAAAAACCAGGUCACGCAAGUGGUGUCAUCAAAAAUCGCGUCCACCGAGAAAUUAAGAUCUGCGUGUAUUACCGAGACGCCAAAGAUAUGUUUGCAAGUAAAUCAAACUGCAUCCGACAAUGAAUAUUCACUGAAGCGCCAGAGAAUCAACGUAGACAUUGCAAGUGAUGAUAUCGUGAAAAGGAACUCUAACUCUAGACCUGUGUUGAACCCAGCACUUGAGACGAUUUCGAUAGAGUACGAGCCAAACGAACCUGCAAACCGAACUGAACUAAGUGUGCAAUUUGACAUUAACAAACUUAAAAAUAGAAAGAAGAACAAAAAAGCUACACUGAUACGAAAAUUACCCGACAAAACUCACCUUGUCGAUGCCGGACUCGACGCAGAAAGCAACGCAAUAGCUGAACGUGAAUUGAAUAGAGUUAUAUCAAAGGAAGAUUUCAUUCGAAUGAAGGUCGUGGGUCAAUUCAAUCUUGGUUUCAUUAUAGUGAAGCUAGAUAGUGUAUCUGGAGGUGACUUGUUUAUAGUUGAUCAGCAUGCUUCUGACGAGAAGUAUAACUUUGAGACUUUACAACGUCAGACGAGGCUGCAUUCUCAACAGUUGAUUAGUCCUAUGCAGCUGCAAUUUACUGCCGCUGAGGAGUUAGUUGCGAUUGAAAAUAUUGACGUUUUGAAAGCCAAUGGAUUUGAACUGCAAGUUGAUGAUAAAGCUCCACCAACAAGGAGAUUGAAAUUAGUAGCGCAACCGAUAAGCAAGAACACCGUAUUUGGCACUAAAGACUUGGAAGAGUUGAUUUUUUUAUUAGCUGAGCGGCCUGGUGAAAUGGUUCACUGCUCGCAAGUACGCAAUAUGUUUGCAUCUCGCGCAUGUCGUAAAUCUGUGAUGAUAGGAGACCCAUUGAACAAGCGGCAAAUGAAACAGAUCGUAAACAAUAUGGGCACCAUAAGUCAGCCUUGGAACUGUCCGCAUGGGAGACCGACAAUGCGACAUCUGUUUGACCUGUCACAGACUUGGGACAUUAAAAAUCAUAAGCGGCGUCUGGAUAAAGGCAGCUUGGUCAAUUCUUUACUUAAUUCAUAA
Molecule: messenger RNA, 2358 nt
Organism: Paraglomus occultum
Lineage: Eukaryota; Fungi; Glomeromycota; Glomeromycetes; Paraglomerales; Paraglomeraceae
Source: the annotation of a GenBank genome assembly